Nematolebias whitei (Rio pearlfish) is the source of this 2478-nucleotide messenger RNA. RefSeq names its product zinc finger protein 536 (gene znf536). The coding region runs from base 1 to 2478 and encodes 825 amino acids. The record is from RefSeq and is a predicted model, not a curated record. Gene Ontology annotation, cellular component: nucleus. The transcript is spliced from 2 exons. Gene Ontology annotation, molecular function: DNA-binding transcription factor activity, RNA polymerase II-specific; RNA polymerase II cis-regulatory region sequence-specific DNA binding. Gene Ontology annotation, biological process: regulation of DNA-templated transcription. NCBI's taxonomy places the organism in Eukaryota, Metazoa, Chordata, Actinopteri, Cyprinodontiformes, Rivulidae.
AUGGAUGACUCGAGUUUAUGUCUUGGUGUAUCAUCAGCGGUGCCAGACACCGAUGCACAUCUAAGCAGUGCAGUGCUGAAUGGCCGAUACCCUAUCAGUCAGAAGCUUCACCAACUAACUGCUCAGCUAGGACACGCCUUUCCUGACCUACAUCGCCCACAACAAAUUCCUGAAGAGAAGGCAGCCACUCCUUUGGAUGAGAAGACGCAUCACGCAGCCCUGGCCAGUCAACCUAUUAGCAGUCAGAUGGCCCUGCUCGCUAAUCAGCUCAACCGAGAUAUUGAUGCAGGGGCACUAAGUGGGCUGAAUGGACGUGUUGACCUUCAGCAGUUCCUCAAUGGUCAGAACUUGGGCAUCAUGUCCCAAAUGAAUGACAUUGAAGAUGAUGCUCGCAAGAAUAGGAAAUACCCCUGUCCAUUAUGUGGCAAACGCUUCCGCUUUAACAGCAUCCUGUCACUGCACAUGCGCACUCACACAGGUGAGAAACCAUUCAAGUGUCCCUACUGUGACCACAGAGCAGCUCAGAAGGGUAAUCUGAAAAUCCACCUCCGCACUCACAAGCUUGGGAAUCUUGGUAAGGGCCGGGGCCGUGUUCGAGAGGAGAACAGGCUGCUACAUGAGCUUGAAGAGAGAGCCAUAUUGAGGGAUAAGCAGAUGAGAGGGAGUGGAAGUCUCCUUCAGACACCUCAAACACCCCAUCUCGUUCUCAACAACAGUUCUAACACUCAUAAUCAGCUAAUAGGGUCAACUUGUGCCCCCCUACCCCCAUCUGGCCUAGCAACUCCAGAAACACUCUCUCAACCCUCUUCUUCACCAAAAUCAGCCAGUCAAGAUGAACCAUCCCUGAACCAAGCUACUGGUUUCCGCUGUACAUUCUGCAAAGGGAAGUUCAAGAAACGUGAAGAACUUGACCGCCACAUUCGAAUUCUCCACAAGCCCUACAAAUGUACUCUGUGUGAAUUUGCUGCCUCUCAUGAAGAAGAUUUGAUAAGUCAUGUUGAGAAGGCCCACAUCACAGCUGAAACUACACAGGGACAGGGUGGUGGUGGAGCUGGAGGCAUGCAGACCACUACUGAAUUUCGUUGUGACGUGUGUGGCCAGGUAUUCAGCCAAGCUUGGUUCCUCAAAGGUCACAUGCGAAAGCACAAGGACUCUUUUGAACAUUGCUGCCAAAUUUGUGGCCGUCGCUUCAAAGAACCCUGGUUUCUGAAGAACCAUAUGAAAGUGCAUCUGAACAAACUGGCCAUUAAGAGCAAGCCACCCCAGCCAAGUGAGCAGGACAUGGCUGCCAUCAAUAGCAUGAGCAGUCUGGCUCAAGAAGCUCAUGCCAACCUGUAUUCUCGCUAUAUCUCCUGUCUUCAAGGGGGUUUUCUUUCACCAGAUAAACAAAGCCUCAAUGAGCAACAUCAGAUGUUAGCUAAAGCAGGGAUUGUCAUGAAAGAAAAGGAGAUGUUAGGAAAACUGCUUGGACCAAUGGCUGGAAGUAUGGGUCAUGGGCUUGGUGAAAAUGAAAAGCGCUCACUCCUUGGAUGUCUCAAUCUUGUACCACCCCUUAAAUCCAGCUGUAUGGAGCGCCUCCAGGCUGCUGCAAAGGUUGCAGAAAUGGAUUCUCUUAACAGCUACCAAGCCUGGCAGAUAAUGGCACGUGGUAUGGCUAUGGACAGGGCUUUCAUGCCUAAAGAUCAACAGCAGCACCAGCCCCAUAUAACUCCAGGACAGGAAGAUGAGAUGAGUGGUACAGGGGCCUUGGCUUCCUAUUCAAAAGAAAAGCAAGAUUAUUCCUUGAUCCCUGCCAGUGAUAGUUCCAAGCAGAAACAGCUCUCUGAAGGCUUACAGGUGUGUAAAGCCUCUAGUGGAGUCAUAAUACCAAUGAAAGAGGACGGAAAAGGCUUUGAAACUCAUCGUGAUGUAUUGUUACAUCAUGGUAGUACUGAGGCCUCUGGAGCAUUGGCAGGCUUAGGAAGCUCCAACAUUGACUUCAGCCUUUCCAGUCUGUCAAGCCUGAAGGACAAGCCUUCAGAGUGCCCUGACUGUGGCCGCAUUUUUAGAACAUACCAUCAAAUGAUUGUUCAUUCCCGAAUACAUGGCAAAGAGAGAAGAGGCACCGAUGACGCAAACCAGCAAGGACUCGAUGAACGCCGUGGCUCAGCCAGUGACCCCGAGUCCCAGUCCAUCAGCCGCUCCACCACCCCUGGUUCAUCCAAUGUGACAGAGGAGAGUGGAGCUGGGGGAGGACAAUCCCAGACAGGAAGCAUCCAAGAUGACAGCCCACAUCCCUCCUCACCAUCUUCAGCUGGGCUCACGGCCCGUCUUCCUGAUAUAAUCUCAGUGUUUUUGAUCAUCCCAAAAAUAACAAGUGUAGGAGUUCGGCUGUUCUGGAGUGAAGAAAUUAGGUGCAGCAGCCAGACGGGCUUCUGCGGUGCGUUGUGGCAAUCGAGUCGGAGGCAGGCAGAUGCACGUCGCUUCGAUCACCACUAG